GGGGAUACAAAUAUGGAGGGGGGGUGUCUACAUUUCCAGUGCUGGAACCCCUUGGAUGGUCACAUCAGAGGUAGGUGGCCCAAACUAACUAUUGUUUCCAAAAGGAGUAAUGUGACUAGCAGAAAUUUUGCCUAUAAGUGAAAAGGGUCUCUGACUACUGUGGAAAACAUUGGAUACAAAUUCGGUGGUGCUUAUAAUGAACUUUAUGAUCCAGGUUUAUUGUCAAGUUUUGUUCCUCCCUGAAAUAAUGCAAACAGAAGCAUAGGGGUGUAGCUGGAAUUAAGGUUUAUGGCAAAUAAUUCAGGCUGAUCUCAGAAUGGCUUUUGAAAGUAUUCCUUUGUCAGGGAGUUUUGGACUCUCUGAAGACUUAACUGUCUUUUCUUUUUAAACUGUAAACCUAAAUAACAAUUAGAUUUUCCAGAGUAUAAUAUUUAUUUGGGAAUAACAAAGCAUUUGAGGGAACACACAUGCCAUACUAAACUGUGAGGAUAUUCAAGGAGGUUGAGGCAAAGGGAAGUUUUGAAAGGUAAAAAGGGAGAAAUUUACUUAAGUAACUUUGAACAAAAUUUACUGGUCUUGGAAACCUGAGGCAGGAGUUGGCAUCAUCUCAUUGGUGAAGGUACCCUUGCUGGGAAAGUGUGCUAUCCAGAGCAUCUUGUCUCAGUUAUUACAAAAUUUAUUACAUAUAAGUUUUAGCCUGGUGCUGUGGCAUAUGCCUGUAAUCCCAGUGAGUUGGGAAGCUGAGGCAGGAUGAUUGCAAGUUUAAGCCCAGCCUGGGCAACGUCGCAAGAUCCUGUCUCAAAACAAAACACAAAAAGAACGGGGUGAAGUUCAGUGAUAGAGUACUUACUUAGCAUCCACAAGCUCUAGGUUCAUUCCCCAGUACUGCAAAGAUAUAUUUUGUUUCAGAAAUCUGUGCCUAAAUUAUAGGCAGGCAAAUCAUAGGGUGCAUGUAGAACUAAAAGGAAAGUCCCUGAAAUAGUACUUAUCUCGGAUAAGCAAACAUAAGCUCUCUUUCUUUAUUACUUUCCAGCUCUAAUUUUGACUGGGUCUGGCAAGAACAUUCUCAUAUUCAUAUCAUCAACGAAUACAAAACAAAAAUGUUUAUCAUCUCACAAUUUAUUUGAGUCAAGAAUCUGAGCGCCAUAGAGUUGCCAACCCAAAUGCUUUUAAGCCAUAAAGAAAUGUAUGGAAAGUGGAUCAACCUGAUUCUGCAGCUCAAUGAUGUCAUCAUUAAGGACAUGGUCCUUACAGCCUCUGCUUGGCUGUUCACUGUGAAGACCUCUACCUAAGGAGGAAAUACUGCAGCCAAGAGGAGGGCUUCUAGGAGCUGAUAUCCUUCAAGUCAACAUGUGGACACAUUUGUCCGAGGUAUUAUCUACAGCACAGCUAGUGGGAGACGAAUAAUAUGUUGCUCAGCUUUGUGGCUUUCCAAAAUUAGUGAUUUUUAAAGUCAACUAAAAGCAAGUAUCUUGAAACAAGCCAGGUGGUUUGUGGUUUGAUGUGGGAAAUCCCGCAGUCUUUUGCCUGCUAAGCAAGUACUCUACCACUGAGCUAUGCCCCAGUCUAAGUCAGAGGGCUCAUUUGGUUUUUCCAUGAGUUUCUGCUAGCUGCCUCAUGCCCAGUUCUGAGAUGUGAAAACACUCAAAGCCACACAGGCUUACGACAGAGCUUAGGAAUCUCCAGUGAUUCUAGAGCAGCCACAGACACACAUGGUCUUCUGCAGAGCCUAUGGGGGACGAAUGAUUCACCUAACAAUAGAAGUUUCAGGGUUGGACUUGAGGAGGGGUAUGAGCUAGCAAGGAGACUUUCUGAGCCAGUCCUGAGCCCGAGUAAUCUAGCCGCCUUGUCACUGCUACUGGCUGCCAUCCAAGCCUGAAGUGCAGUUAUGAGUAACUGAGCUUCCUCCUGGAGGCAGUAAACAGUUAAAAUCUUGAGGCAGCUGUAAUCAUGUAGGCGUGGUUCUCUGGGCUGACUUGGGCUGCCCAGAUCCUGGGCCAAGGGGCAGAGGAACGCCAGCUUAGGCGGCAGAGCCUCCAGGAUGACUGAACUGGAUCUGAUGGCCCCAGGGCCAUUGCCUGGCGUCACUGCUCACCCUGUGGCCCCUCUCAGCUCAGAUUCUGGGUCUGUCAGCCCCACAGAAGAAGAGGACUUGGGCUCCCCCGGGAGAGCUGUGGAGGAGACAGAGGGAGAGGGCAGCUCCUCUGCAGAGUCAGGGGCACCCGGUGAAGAUGGGGAGGAGGACAUACUGUGUGACUUCUGCCUUGGAACCAGCAAGGUGAAGGCAGUGAAGUCCUGUCUCACCUGCAUGGUGAAUUACUGUGAGGAGCACCUGCGUCCUCAUCAGGAGAACAGUAAGCUGCACAGCCACCAGCUGACUGAGCCAUCAAAGGACCGAGACCUACCUACCUGCUCUGCCCACCACAGCCCUCUGGUUGCCUUCUGCUGCAGUGACCAGCAGUGCAUUUGCCAGGAAUGUGGCCAGGAUGAACACAAGGACCACACUACAGUCUCCCUGGAUGCUGCCCGCAGAGAUAAGGAGGCUGAACUUCGGUACACCCAGUUAGACUUGGAGCAGAAACUCAAGUUGAACGAAAAUGCCAUUGCCAGGCUUCAAGCCAAUCACAAGUCUGUUUUGGUGUCGGUGUCGGAGGUGAAGGUGGUAGCUGAAGAGCAGUUUGGGGAACUGCUUGCUGCUGUGAGGAAGGCCCAGGCGGAUGUGAUGCUUUUCUUGGAGGAGAAAGAGCAAGCUGCUCUGAACCAGGCCAAUGGCAUCAAGACCCACCUGGAGUACAGGAGUGUAGAGAUGGAGAAAAGCAAGCAGGAGCUGGAGAGGUUGGCGGCCAUCAGCAACACCGUCCUCUUUUUGGAGGAUUACUGCAAGUUCAAGAACACGGAAGACACUGCUUUCCCUAGUGUUUACAUAGGGCUGAAGGAUAAACUGUCAGGCAUCCGCAAGGUCAUCACAGACUCCACCCUACACUUAAUCCAGCUGUUGGAGAACUACAAGGAAAAACUCCAGGAGUUCUCCAAAGAAGAGGAGUAUGACAUCAAAACUCAAGUUUCUGCCAUCAUUCAGCGCAAGUAUCGGACCUCAAAACCUGAGCCCAAAACCAGGAAAGAGUUCCUCCAAUAUGCUCACGAUAUCACAUUUGACCCGGACACAGCACAUAGGUAUCUCCGACUGCAAGAGGACAACCGCAAAAUCACCAACACCACACCCUGGGAACAUCCCUAUCCAGACCUCCCCAGCAGAUUUCUGCACUGGAGGCAGGUGCUGUCCCAACAGAGUCUGUACCUGCACAGGUACUAUUUUGAGAUAGAGAUCUCCGGGGCAGGCACUUACUUUGGCUUGACCUGCAAAGGAAUUGACCGGAAAGGGGAGGAACGCAACAGUUGCAUUUCCGGGAACAACUUCUCCUGGAGCCUCCAUUGGAACGGGAAGGAGUUCACAGCCUGGCACAGUGACACAGAGACCCCCCUCAAAGCUGGCCCUUUCCGGAGGCUUGGGAUCUAUGUCAACUUCCCGGGAGGGACCCUUUCCUUCUAUGGCGUAGAAUAUGAUUCCAUGACUCUGGUUCACAAGUUUGACUGCAAAUUUUCAGAGCCAGUCUAUGCGGCCUUCUGGCUUUCCAAGAAAGAAAAUGCCAUCCGGAUUGUGGAUCUGGGAGAGGAACCUGAGAAGCCAGCGCUGUCCUCAGUGGAGCCUGCUUCUUAGGUUCCAGGAUCCAUAUCCCACAGGCCUUUGCUAAAACUAUGAUGGGACAGCAACUUGCAUUGUAAGGGCGACUUGGGGGUCAGGAAUAUCUGCCAGUGGUAGCUGGUUUUAGAAAUCAUGUAGGUCUGAGAAUGAGAAGUUUGUCCAGCUGUUCUCUUUGCUGCAUGUAGCACUGUUCUCUAUAUGUUUGCAAUAUUCUAAAGUGCUAAAGUCUCAGGUGAACAUCACACUUUGCCCAGAAUUGUAAUCAGGACUCUUUAGAGUACUAAAAUGGUUGUAGAGGAAUCAUAAUAAACUGCAAACUUUGUCGUGUA
Ictidomys tridecemlineatus (thirteen-lined ground squirrel) is the source of this 4032-nucleotide messenger RNA. RefSeq names its product tripartite motif containing 16 (gene Trim16). NCBI's taxonomy places the organism in Eukaryota, Metazoa, Chordata, Mammalia, Rodentia, Sciuridae. The record is from RefSeq and is a predicted model, not a curated record. Gene Ontology annotation, molecular function: zinc ion binding; protein binding.